CAUCUAACGAUCAUCAUGACUUCACGAACACCCGAAGCAACCCUCUUCCUGCAUGCCACCAUCAUCACCAUCAACAACACCCGCGAGAUCAUCCGCGAUGGCUUCCUCCUGGUCAAGGACACCCGCAUCGCGGCGAUCGGCAACUGUCCCGUCCCAGCCGACAUUACCCCCGAGACGACGAUAGACUGCACCGGCAAGAUCAUUAUCCCCGGGCUAAUCAACACACACGCGCACCUCGUCCAGUCGCUCCUGCGCGGCCUCGCCGAAGAUCUCCCCCUGCACAACUGGCUCUGCGACGCCAUCUGGCCGCUUGAAUCCUCUUACGCGGAAAAGGAUGGCUACCACGCCGCCCGCCUCACCAUCGCCGAGAUGCUCAAGACCGGAACAACCUGCUUCCUCGACCCAAUGAUCACCCACCGCGCAGGAUGGGAGAAUGUAUGCGACGCAGUAGGAGAGAUGGGAAUCCGGGGAUGCUUGAGCAAACUGGUCAAAUUCCCCGAAACGAACCGGCAACUCUCCAUCACCGACCCACGCGACAAAGACCUCCUCGCGAUGUCCAUCCCAUCCCUCAUCUCCGCCCACUCAACCCACCACAGCACCCACCACAACAGACUCCACGUCUGGGCCGGGGCGGGGACACCGCGCGGCGCCCCAAUAUCCCUCUUCCGGGGGCUAGGCGACGCAUGCGCCGAACACGGUAUCUCCAUAACGAUGCACUGCGCGGAAGCGCCUAAAGACCGAGACAUCUACCACGAGGUAUAUCACUGCAGCGCGAUGGAAUUCAUCCGGGAUGCAAAUCUCUGUGGACAGACUCGGGAUGAUGGGGAAGCGACCCAUAAUCUCGUGCUGGCACAUAUGGUGAAUCUGGAUCUCGAUGUCGAUCUUCCUCUUUUAGAGGAAACGAAGACAUCGGUGGCGCAUAACCCGAGUUCGAACCUCAAGCUCGCGUCGGGCGUAGCGCCCGUUCCGGAGAUGUUGGCACCGGGAUAUAAGAUCAAUGUGGGGCUGGGGACAGACGGUGCGCCUUGUUCGAAUCACUACGAUAUGAUGCAGGAGAUGCAUCUCGCGUCGAUACUCCAUAAGGGUGUUCGUCAUGAUGCGGGGGUAGUGAAGGCUGAGAUAGCGCUAGAGAUGGCAACGAUUAACGGGGCGAGGGCUUUGGGUUUGGAAGGCGAUAUUGGGAGUUUGGAGGUGGGGAAGAAGACGGAUUUGGUGGUGCUGGAUCCGUAUGGAAGGGGUGGAAUUGGGGCAGCGCCUUGGGGGUGGGAGAAUGAGGAUGAGGGGGGUGUCUCUGCUAUCACGACUGUCGUGCAUGGAUGUACGGGACGAGAUGUGGAGAUGACGAUGGUGGAUGGAAGGGUGCUUGUUGCUGAUGGGGUGUUAGUCGACGGGGGGCGAGAGAAGGAGAGGGAAAUUGUUCAUCAGGCGAGGAUGGCGAGUCGGGGGAUAAGGGGACGGUGUGGAUGGAAGGUUGGCAAGUAG
Aspergillus heteromorphus CBS 117.55 is the source of this 1482-nucleotide messenger RNA. RefSeq names its product amidohydrolase. Lineage: Eukaryota; Fungi; Ascomycota; Eurotiomycetes; Eurotiales; Aspergillaceae. Gene Ontology annotation, molecular function: hydrolase activity, acting on carbon-nitrogen (but not peptide) bonds. The coding region runs from base 16 to 1482 and encodes 488 amino acids. The record is from RefSeq and is a predicted model, not a curated record. The transcript is spliced from 2 exons.